CCCGGCGUCCAGCUGGUCGCCCAGGGAGUGAUGCUCACUCGGUCCUCCAGGCCCGGGGCCUUCCCCAGUCUCUGACUUCCUGUUCUCGGCCAGCAACCUUUCAUUCAUUCCCUAGAUGUGCAGGGUGGUGCCACCCGGGUUCACGACUGACCCAUCCUCCAGGUGCUGCCUGUCCUGCAGGGCCAGAAAAUAAACAUGCCCAGGCCUCAAAGCAAGAAAGCCAUUGAUCUGGUGACGAAAGCCACAGAAGAGGAUAAAGCCAAGAAUUACGAGGAGGCGCUCCGGCUCUACCAGCAUGCGGUGGAGUAUUUCCUCCAUGCUAUCAAGUAUGAGGCACACAGUGAUAAGGCCAAGGAGAGUAUUCGAGCUAAGUGCAUGCAGUACCUAGACCGGGCAGAGAAGCUGAAGGAUUAUUUACGAAACAAGGAGAAGCACGGCAAGAAGCCAGUUAAAGAGAAUCAGACCGAGGGCAAGGGCAGUGAUAGUGACAGUGAAGGGGAUAAUCCAGAGAAAAAGAAACUACAAGAACAACUGAUGGGUGCUGUUGUGAUGGAGAAGCCCAACAUACGGUGGAAUGAUGUGGCCGGGUUGGAGGGGGCCAAGGAGGCCCUUAAAGAAGCUGUCAUCUUGCCAAUUAAGUUCCCACACUUGUUCACAGGCAAGCGUACCCCUUGGCGGGGGAUACUGCUCUUUGGACCCCCUGGUACAGGGAAAUCCUACCUGGCCAAAGCUGUGGCAACAGAAGCCAACAACUCCACCUUCUUCUCUGUGUCUUCCUCAGACUUGAUGUCUAAGUGGUUGGGGGAGAGUGAGAAACUUGUCAAGAACUUGUUUGAACUGGCCAGGCAGCACAAGCCCUCCAUUAUCUUCAUUGAUGAGGUGGAUUCCCUUUGUGGCUCCCGAAAUGAAAAUGAGAGUGAGGCUGCCCGAAGGAUCAAAACAGAGUUCUUGGUCCAGAUGCAGGGGGUGGGGAAUAACAACGAUGGGACUCUUGUUCUUGGUGCCACAAACAUCCCAUGGGUGUUGGAUUCAGCCAUUAGAAGGAGGUUUGAAAAGCGAAUUUACAUCCCAUUGCCAGAGGAAGCUGCGCGUGCCCAGAUGUUCCGGUUGCAUCUAGGGAGCACACCUCACAACCUCACAGACGCCAACAUCCACGAGCUGGCCAGGAAGACAGAAGGCUACUCAGGUGCAGACAUCAGCAUCAUUGUGCGGGACUCUCUCAUGCAGCCCGUCCGAAAAGUGCAGUCAGCCACACACUUCAAAAAGGUCUGUGGCCCUUCCCGCACCAACCCUAGUAUUAUGAUUGAUGACCUCCUGACCCCAUGCUCACCAGGGGACCCGGGAGCCAUGGAGAUGACUUGGAUGGACGUCCCUGGUGACAAGCUCUUAGAACCUGUAGUUUGCAUGUCGGACAUGCUCCGGUCUUUGGCCACCACUCGGCCCACAGUGAAUGCAGAUGACCUCCUGAAAGUGAAGAAAUUCUCAGAGGACUUUGGACAAGAGAGCUAAAAGCUUCUUCACUUGGAUGAUGGUGAAGGUGGGAGGUUGACUGGAGCAAAUCCACAGCAGCCCCCAUGCUAGUGGCUACAGAGUCCCAGGGCUCAUCCUAAAGUCACUACAGCAUCCCCUCUGCUGUCUGGCCUGGAAGGGCCUCUGCAGCCACAGAGACGCUCAGCCGCAUGGGUGGCAUGGUGGAUCCUGGCUCUUCCUUCUUCCUCCUCUUCUCUCCUGGAUGCUCACCAACUCCUUUGCCUGUCCCUCCAUGUCUUCAUUUUUUAAAAGUCUGUUUUGUUCCCCUAAAUCAAUGCUGCUUGGAUUUUCGUCUCAUUUAUAUGUAAAGAUAAACUCUCCAGAGGUGUGUCAAGGAACAGAAACAGCCGUGCUGCAGGGCUGGCGCAUCAACUUCCAGACAGCUGGCCCGGCCCCACCGACCCUCUUCCUUGUAGGCCCAAGUUUUGUUUCUUGAGAAGAGAUUGGCUGAUCCCCCUAGGUCCCAGCCCAAGCUCUGCCUGUGAAGACUGAGUAAGACUAGCCAUCCCCACCCUCCAGGUUUGCAUCCAGGACCCUGCGUCUUCCUGCAGGAGGAGGAGAUGGUUUUUGUGAGCACAAAGCCGUUUUUGUUGGAAUGAGGAAAGCGGGCAGGAGAGUUUUCACUGUUGCUUUUUCCUCCUUUGAGUGUGAGAACACUGAAGCCAGCCACUGCUCCUGCUCCCUGUCCUGGAAAUGGUCUAAUAAAUCCUUUUCCCUUCUUGA
This is a messenger RNA of Tupaia belangeri chinensis (Chinese tree shrew), 2253 nucleotides long. It is a transcript of the gene VPS4A, whose product is annotated as vacuolar protein sorting 4 homolog A. Bases 196 to 1509 code for a protein of 437 amino acids. The record is from RefSeq and is a predicted model, not a curated record. Gene Ontology annotation, biological process: vacuole organization; endosomal transport. NCBI's taxonomy places the organism in Eukaryota, Metazoa, Chordata, Mammalia, Scandentia, Tupaiidae. The transcript is spliced from 11 exons. Gene Ontology annotation, molecular function: ATP binding; ATP hydrolysis activity.